Molecule: messenger RNA, 534 nt
Organism: Gastrolobium bilobum
Lineage: Eukaryota; Viridiplantae; Streptophyta; Magnoliopsida; Fabales; Fabaceae
Product: transcription repressor OFP6-like
Exons: 1
Coding region: 1-534 (177 amino acids)
Biological process (GO): negative regulation of DNA-templated transcription
Source: RefSeq, a predicted model, not a curated record
AUGUCAAGCUCAAGAAGAAAGCUAGUUUUGAACACUGUGUCCGUGAACCUAGGCUGCGGAAGCUGCAGAAGACCAAAGCUUCGUUACAUAUUCCACCCAAAGCCAAAACCCAAGAACCCCAUCUUCCAAAAACACAAGCUUUACAAUAAUUCUUCUUCAACACCGUGUGGUGAGGACAGAGAUGACACUGCCACCACAAGCACCACCAACACCACGUUCUCUCCAUUCUACGUCGAGUCAUCACAGUUUUGUGUCAGAGGAUUCGGAAGAGUUGGAAGCGAAGGCGUGGCCAUAGAGAAAGAUUCUGAAGACCCUUAUAUUGAUUUCAAGCAUUCCAUGCUCCAAAUGAUAUUGGAAAAUGAGAUAUACUCAAAGGAUGAUCUUAGGGAGCUUCUGAACUGUUUUCUUCAGCUGAAUUCACCGCACCACCAUGGCGUUAUUGUCAGAGCUUUCACUGAGAUCUGGAAUGGGGUCUUCUCUGUUAGGUCCAAUUCCCCCAGGUUUCCCUUGACCCGUAAGUCACGUGACUUCUAG